AUCCCACUCCUCUCUCUCUCUCUCUCUCUCUCUCUCUCCCUGUGUUAUGGCUGGGGUUUGGGUGUUCAAGAAUGGGGUGGUGCGGCUGGUGGAGAACCCGGGAGACGAGCAGGCGUCGACCGUUCGACGAAAGGCGCUGCUGCACACGCCCACCAACGAGGUGAUCACCUCCUACGCGACGCUGGAGCGGGAGCUGCUGGGACUGGGGUGGGAGCGCUACUACGAGGAACCCGACCUCCUCCAGUUUCACAAGCGCUCCUCCAUCGACCUCAUCUCCCUCCCCAAGGACUUCUCCCGCUUCAAGUCCAUCCACAUGUACGACAUCGUCGUCAAGAACCGCCACUCCUUCAAGGUCAUCGACCUGUAGCCUGCCUGCAUGCACACCCAACCCUACUCCUACUUUUGAAUAGCGUGUACUUUUCCUUCCUUUUUUUUUCUCUUGCCGGUUUCCGAUAUAUCCUGUGAGUGACAGUGUGGUACGAGCCAUGUAUACAUUAUAUAUGUGAUAUAUAUAUAUACACCGUGAUUUGAGUUCUGAAA
Messenger RNA from Musa acuminata subsp. malaccensis (wild Malaysian banana), 540 nucleotides. Its product is annotated as flowering-promoting factor 1-like protein 1. Lineage: Eukaryota; Viridiplantae; Streptophyta; Magnoliopsida; Zingiberales; Musaceae. Gene Ontology annotation, biological process: regulation of flower development. The record is from RefSeq and is a predicted model, not a curated record.